Zea mays is the source of this 1497-nucleotide messenger RNA. RefSeq lists its product as uncharacterized. The record is from RefSeq and is a predicted model, not a curated record. The transcript has 2 exons. Lineage: Eukaryota; Viridiplantae; Streptophyta; Magnoliopsida; Poales; Poaceae. The coding region runs from base 541 to 1263 and encodes 240 amino acids.
AAUCACACCUUCGGAGGUCGCGGCUGCCGAAGCUACCUCAAUUGAAGAUUUGAACUUGGAAAGCACAAUUGAACACAUCGACAAAAUGCUGCUAGACAUGGCCGCAGAAGAAGCUACUACUACCGCCGAAGAGGCCGUGGUCGCAGCAUCGGGGAAAGAAAAGGAAAUUGCUGCCGAAGCUUCAGAGGACGAGGCCUUCAUAUUUCAAAAUUUAGUUGGAGAAAAAUUGUCAAAAACCGAAAUAGAAGAGCUUAAAGAGUACGCCAAAUCUUGCGGAUAUAAACCAGGAGCACUCCUCUUCGGAGGUAUUGAUGAUGAAAAAUUGGACUGUAUCCGGAAUCAAACUGGAGCUAAGGUUAUCGGUACUCUGUCAAAGAGUAUCGGUUUUCCGAAGCUAGAAACCGACAUUAGCCGCUACCGACGACAACAUAUCGUUGGUAGUUUAUUUUAUUCCAAUUUCAAGGUGAACUAUUUUUCCCCUGACUUUUAUUGUUUUUAAUAUUGAAAACAUGUCUAACGAAGGUUGUUUUCGUGCAGAGUAUGUUGUUGAGCAAAGCUUUGAAAAUGCAGCAAGAUUUGGAAGACAAGAAACACGAAGUUAUAAUUGAAAAUUUAGAAAGCAAAAUAAAGGAACAAUCAGCUGCUAUUGAAAAGAAGAACUUCGAGCUUCAAGCAACUGAAGGCUUAUUGGCGGAAGCCGAAGCUAAAAUAACAGAACUGAACACGAAGCUUCUCUGCCAAUCUGGGCAGUUUGAACAAGAAAAGCAAGAACUUAAUGCAAAACUUGAAGCCGAAGUUCAACAAAAUUCAGAUUUGAAAAAACUAUUGGCGGGCCUUCAAGAAAAAUGUUUGGAAUUUAGCAACAAAUGUAUUCAACGACUGAGAAAAAUUUUCCACUCAGUUGGAGUGGGCAGUGAGAAAUUCACCCCGUCAGCUGAAGAUUUACCAAAGACCUUCGAACAUAUUGAGGGUGAAAUUGAUGAGCUUGACGAAGUUAUAGCCGGGCACGGUGACUUCUGCGCCUGGGUAGCUUCUCGGGGCACUGCUGCAGCUUUCCUAAAAGCUGGCUGUGAUCAUGGAAAGAUUGUCAAUAGGCCCAAUUUCACUUUAUCACCAUCAAUUCUAGAUGACAUUCCUGAUCUCGCCCGAAGCAUUUCCAAUAGAUUCGUAAAGAUGAAAUGGACAAAAGGCGGGCGAGAAAAGGCUGGAGACGAAGCUCGGAGUCAUCUUGAACCAGAUGACGAAGCCGAAGCCGAUGGUUAAAAAGAAUAACGCCGAAGCUGAAGUCCCUUGAAGAUUAAAUAGGAGUAGACUGUAGACAGACUCAAGGAACUUUUGAGAUAACUUUUGUAAAUGUAACUGAACUUGUCUUUAAUGAAUUUUGUUCAUACCUUGUAAUAUGCUCUUAUCCUUCCAUUAAUGUAUGAGAGGUGCUUUGAUGUGGACGAAAUUAUCUUUUUGAGCCGAAGGCGAAAAAACACCUUCCCUUCUUUUCGU